GUAGCUCAAGUUCGAGGCCUGAGUCUGGACGGCCUCGGACGGAUUUCCCGGCAGGCCCCGCCUCCCCCGGCCCCCAGCCUUAAGUAAGCCCGGGAGCUGUCGGGCGGAGACGGCGCUGGGCACCCGGCCGGCAUGACUGCGGAGCAGCGGCGAAACCUGCGGGCCUUCCACGACUACGUCCGGAAGACUCUGGACCCCACCUACAUCCUGGCCUACAUGGCCCCCUGGCUGGGGGAGGAUCAGAUGCAGUAUAUUCAGGCUCAGAAAGACAGUAAAGGCCCGAUGGAGGCUGCCUCACUUUUUCUCGAGUUCCUGUUGAACCUCAAGGAAGAAGGCUGGUUUCGUGGAUUUUUGGAUGCUCUAUUCCAAGCAGGUUAUUCUGGACUUUAUGAAGCCAUUGAAACUUGGGAUUUCCAAAAAAUUGAAAAGUUAGAGGAGCAUAGAUCUCUUUUAAGACGUUUACAACCCGAAUUUAAGGACAGAAUUAUUCCAACAGAUAUCCUCUCUGAUAUGUCAGAAUGUUUAAUUAGUCAGGAAUGUGAAGAAAUUAAACAGAUAUGCUCCAAUAAAGGAAUGAUGGCAGGUGCAGAGAAAAUGGUUGAAUGCCUUAUCAGAUCAGAUAAAGAAAACUGGCCCAAGAUUUUGAAACUUGCUUUGGAGAAAGAAGAGAACACAUUUAGUCAACUGUGGUGUGUUGGGGAAGGUCAGAAAGAUGUUGAAGAUGACAGAAUAGAAGCUUCCAGCAUACAGAUUUUCUUCCGGGAGGAUCCAGACUGCCUGAAUCUUAGUCAGAAUUCCUGCCCACCUUCAGAUAUGACUCAUACCAACUUGAACAGCCCAUUAAAAACACGAAAUUACCAACUAGAGCUUGCUUUGCCUGCUAAGAAAGGAAAAAAUACAAUAAUAUGUGCUCCUACUGGUUGUGGAAAAACUUUCGUUUCACUUCUUAUUUGUGAACAUCAUCUCAAACAAUUUCCAGAAGGACAAAAAGGGAAAGUUGCCUUUUUUGCUAAUCAGGUUCCUGUGUACUUACAGCAGAAGUCUGUGUUCUCAAUGUAUUUUGAAAGACUUGGGUACAAAGUUGCAGGCAUUUCUGGAGCAACAGCUGAGAGCGUCCCUGUGCAGCAGACAAUUGAGAACAAUGACAUCAUCAUUUUAACCCCACAGAUCCUUGUGAAUAGUCUUAAGCAAGGAAGUAUUCUGUCAGUGUCUGUUUUCACUUUGAUGAUAUUUGACGAAUGCCACAAUACCAGUAAACACCACCCAUACAACAUGAUCAUGUUCAGCUACCUAGAUCAGAAACUUGGAGGAGGACCUUCAAAUCCACUGCCCCAGGUUGUGGGGCUGACGGCGUCAGUGGGUGUCGGGGAUGCCACCACUGUGGAGGAAGCCAUGUUGUACAUCUGCAGACUGUGUGCCGCUCUGGAUGCCUCUGUCAUUGCCACCGUCAGAGAGAACGUGGAAGAACUGGAGGAAGUUGUGUACAAACCUCAGAAAUUUUUCAGGAAAGUAGAAUCACGGACUACUGACAAAUUUAAAUUCAUUAUAUCUCAGCUGAUAAAGGAGACAGAGUGUCUGGCAAAGAAUGUCUCUGAACAACUUGGACACUUAUUUGAGAUCCAAAAUAGGGAAAUUGGAACACAGAAAUACGAACAGUGGAUUGUUGGGGUUCAUAAAGAGUGCAUGGUAUUCCAGAUGGCAGACAAAGAGGAAGAGAGCAGGAUUUGCAAAGCACUCUUCCUGUAUACUUCACAUCUGCGGAGAUAUAAUGAUGCUCUCAUUAUCAGUGAGCAUGCACAAAUGAAAGAUGCUUUGAAUUAUCUGAAAGACUUCUUCAACAAUGUCCGGUCAGCAGGAUUUGAUGAGAUUGAGCAAGAUCUUACUCGAAGGUUUGAAGAAAAGGUGCCAGAACUAGAAUGUAUUUCUUUGGAUCCUAGCAAUGAGAACCCUAAACUCAAAGACCUCUACUUGAUCCUACAAGAAGAAUACCACGUAAAUCCAGAGACAAAAACCAUUCUCUUUGUGAAAACAAGAGCCCUUGUGGAUGCUUUAAAGAACUGGAUUGAAGAAAAUUCUGCUCUGAACUUUCUAAAACCUGGCAUAUUGACAGGACGUGGUAGAACUGGCGAAGUAACAGGAAUGACCCUCCCUGCACAGAAGUGUGUAUUGGAUGCAUUCAGAACCAACAGCAAUAACAAUAUUCUGAUUGUGACCUCGGUUGCUGAUGAAGGCAUUGACAUCGCCCAGUGCAAUCUGAUCAUCUUGUAUGAGUAUGUGGGCAACGUCAUCAAAAUGAUCCAAACCAGAGGCAGAGGAAGAGCAAGAGGUAGCAAGUGCUUCCUUUUGACAAGCAAUGCUGAUGUAAUUGAAAAAGAACAGAUGAACAUGUAUAAGGAAAAAAUGAUGAAUGAAUCCAUUUCUAGACUUCAGGCAUGGGAUGUAGCACAGUUUGAGAAAACGGUUCACCGGAUACAGAUUGAUGAAAAAUUCAGCAGAGACAGUCAACAAAAACCCAAACCUGCUCCUGUUAAGGAGAAUAAGAAACUGCUGUGUGGCAAGUGCAAGGGCUUGGCGUGCUACACGGCUGAGGUCCGAGUGAUCGAGGAUUGCCAUUACACCGUAGUUGGAAAUGCCUUCAAAGAGCGCUUUGUGAUUAAACCACACCCCAAGCCCAAGACCUAUGGGAGUUUUGUGAAGAAAGCAAAGAUAUUCUGUGCCAGACCAGACUGCAGCCAUGACUGGGGAAUACACGUGAAGUAUAAUGCAUUUGAGAUUCCGGUCAUCAAAAUCCAGAGUUUUGUUGUAGAGGAUGUUGCAACCAGAGCUCAGACAUGGUUCUCAAGGUGGAAGGACUUUAACUAUGAGUGGACACAAUUUGCUCCUGCAGAAAUGUCCAUAUGACUUAGGACCUCAGUCUUCUGGUCUAGGCAGUGGUGAGUGAGUGAAAUUAAUCCAGUGAGUACAACCAUGAAUUGCUGUUCCUCUAUGAUGAUAUUCGACAGUUCAUUCUGUAUUAAAUAUUUAUCACCUUCUGUUUUCA
Molecule: messenger RNA, 3040 nt
Organism: Dipodomys spectabilis (banner-tailed kangaroo rat)
Lineage: Eukaryota; Metazoa; Chordata; Mammalia; Rodentia; Heteromyidae
Gene: Rigi
Product: DExD/H-box helicase 58
Exons: 18
Coding region: 133-2901 (922 amino acids)
Cellular component (GO): cytoplasm
Molecular function (GO): double-stranded RNA binding; single-stranded RNA binding; zinc ion binding
Source: RefSeq, a predicted model, not a curated record